This is a messenger RNA of Leptinotarsa decemlineata (Colorado potato beetle), 610 nucleotides long. RefSeq names its product ATP-dependent Clp protease proteolytic subunit. Gene Ontology annotation, molecular function: serine-type endopeptidase activity; ATPase binding; ATP-dependent peptidase activity. Gene Ontology annotation, biological process: protein quality control for misfolded or incompletely synthesized proteins. The record is from RefSeq and is a predicted model, not a curated record. NCBI's taxonomy places the organism in Eukaryota, Metazoa, Arthropoda, Insecta, Coleoptera, Chrysomelidae. Gene Ontology annotation, cellular component: endopeptidase Clp complex.
AGUAGAACCGAGAAAGUAAUGCUGUGCGCAUUGCGUAGUGCGUGGACUUUUAUAUUUGUUGUUAAAAUUCGGUUUAAUAUUUCAGUACUUACUAGUAAUAUAAUUACUAAUUAGUAGACAGCUAAUGUCUAGUGUUUGGUGGUCGAGAAGGUUUUGAAAAUAUUUGUCAAUUUUGAACGAUCAUCAAAAUCCCAGUAAACCAACAUGUUCAAAAGUUUCCUGACCCACCUUCAAAAGGCGGUCCAGAGUAAAGCGAAUACCGCUCAAUUCACAAUGUCAAAUGUCCCGUCCUUCCACCAUAUCCCGAUUGUCGUUGAACAGUCGGGCAGAGGAGAAAGAGCCUUCGAUAUAUAUUCAAGGCUGCUCAAGGAGAGGAUAAUUUGUCUAAUGGGGCCUAUAAAUGAUGUCACCAGUUCUCUAGUCAUCGCUCAGUUACUAUUUCUGCAAGCGGAAUCAUCAACGAGGCCCAUUCAUAUGUACAUCAAUUCUCCUGGAGGGAUAAUAACAUCUGGAUUGGGAAUUUAUGAUACAAUGCAGUACCUCUUGCCACCGAUAUCCACGUGGUGUGUUGGCCAGGCAUGCAGUAUGGCUUCCUUGUUACUGGCAGCUG